This is a messenger RNA of Dermacentor andersoni, 2918 nucleotides long. The record is from RefSeq and is a predicted model, not a curated record. NCBI's taxonomy places the organism in Eukaryota, Metazoa, Arthropoda, Arachnida, Ixodida, Ixodidae.
UCAUCGCGGGUCACACUGCCUCCAGCGCGGCCACCAGCUAGCGGAGUGCCGGAGACGGCAGCGCCCCUAGCCGCGUCACCCGCGAGGGGUGGGCAGCCCCAUGGUGCCAUGGUGGUGGCCGCAGGCAUGGAAGACGGUGGUCGCCGAGGCACCGAGUGCCGCUUCCUGCGUCGGACCGUGCAAGCGCUGCUGGGCGUUGCCGUCGUAGCGCUAGCCAUGAUCAAUGGCGGCCUGCUCACCUCCUACUUCAACGGCACCAGCGGCGACGGCACUGGGCUGCGAUACGCAGGGUGGGGCUUCUGGAAGCAGGCAGUGACCACACCAUCUCCGCUUAACACCCCUGCCGAUGACGGCCGGCCAAGGCGCUUUGAAUCCGAGGACGAGCGUGUUGAAAUGGUCGAGGACGGUCCCCAGCAUGCCUCUGGGAGCACCGAGGGUGAAGCGCUCAGCCAGAGCGACCAAGUCGGAGGCGUUACGAAGGGCGCCGACGACAAAAUAACCGCGAAAACUCCAGAAUCGUCGGCUCAUCGAUCACUCAGGCCUCCGACAAAACGAAUUCCCAGGCAUUAUCCUCCUCAGCCCGAACGAGACGCCAAACGUCUUCGGUUUAAAGACAGCGACUCAGAGUGUUCCCAACCGGAGUGUCUCUGGUACCUGCACCACACCAACAACAAGCUCGACCGAAGCGUGAAUCCGUGCGACGACUUCUACGGUCACGUCUGUGGGCCGCGGUGGUUUUCGCCUAACGCCAAGCCCACUUUCGAAGCCGAGAGUGUGGAGAAGCUGAUGAGCUGCCUUGACGUCAACAUCCGUGUGGAGCGGCACAGUCCCCUGCGCUGGGUUCGCAACAUCGCCUUCAUCUACCAGUCUUGCCUUACGUCAAACGGUUCUCGGGAGAUCAGGGAGCAGCUUCUCGCGCAGCAGCACAGAGCACCUCCAUCCUCGUCUCAGCCCUUCACCAAUGCCCCCGCGGUGGUGUUCCGCAUCGGACUGCAGGAGGUGGUACCACAGCUGCGGGGCGAUUACUUGGAAAGCAUGAGAGCCAAUCUUCUUGCGAACGUGUACGUGGCUCCUACCGAACAGCAGGAAACAGGAGGCGAGAGCAAGUACGUUCCAUACAUCGACUCCCCUGAGUUGCUAAUGAAAAGAUUCUUUCUCCGGUACCCCGAUCGCACCGAGAGUGAUUACAAGCAUCUUAUCGAAAAAUCUCUGCCGGGCAUCGAGAACGCAUCGCUUGUCGCCAGCAAGAUUGUUUACAUGGAGAAGCGCCUGAUGGCCAUCGUCUCUGGCUCAGGCUCCAGCAGGAAAGUUGGCACACUUACUCAAGAUGGAAUGACGUCAUUGGGAAACUCCACUGCAAGAUGGCUGUCGCACAUUUUCCCCAAGUCAUUUGGUGGUCGCUUAAACGUGCGCAUAUUGGACGAAGAGUACGUUAGUCAUGUUAUCGAUUUGCUCAAGCAUGUCUUUACUCCAGCAGACAUCGUCGAUUACUUUUAUUUUCGGACCCUCGUGGAAUACUCUUCGUUCCUCAACAUCACUCCGCUCAUACCGCUUAGCUACGACACUCAUCUCAACUCCGUGCCCCUGCGAAUCCAAGGUUGCCUACACAUGGUCGAGAACAUCUAUAAACACGGCAUGCGCAUGCUUGGAAUCGAGGCCCUAGGGGGAAACCUUGGCGUGUGGAGGAUACCUUUCCAGCGCGAGGUUGAAGUUCUGUUCGAAGAUGUUCGCCACUCUCUCCAAAGGUUCGUACGAUUUUGGUUCAGUGGAACCACUGUUAACACUGCGCUUCGCAAGCUACGUUCCAUGAAGCUCGCCUACCUAGGUGCUAGUGCAGCGUACCCCACUUCGUAUGCUGCUUCAACGCCAGACGUGAGGAGCUUGAAAGACUUCGGUGCUCUUAUCAAAGAUUCCGUCAGGAGAGGAUUUAAUGGCACGAACAACUAUGAUUUCCUGCACAGGACUUCAGUGUUUUCGACGUCCGUCGAGUACAACCCUCACACAAAUUCCCUGUACGUGCCCCACGCUCUCGUGACCAUGCCCGUGCUCUUCUCUGAGACACUGCAUCCAGUAUUCGUUCCCAUAAUAGGAGCUAAGCUGUUGCAGGGCGCCAUGAAAGCCAUCGACGCACGCGGCUCGGGCGAGUCAAGAGAGGGCGGAGCCUAUCGUAGCUGGUGGAACACGGAGGAUUGGACAAAGUACCAGAACAGGUCAGCCUGCUUUAUGGAUCAGCUCGAUCGCGAUGUAAAGAAAGUGUCCCCCCGGACCAGCUUCCGUGCGUUUCAGGAUGAGUUCAUCGCCGAGAGCGCCGCAAUUGAACCCCUGCUCGACGUCUACAGCCGCCGUGUUGCCGACCGCGCCGACAACUUCCGGUUCAGUCCGAAGAUUUUCUAUUACGCUUACGCCAUGGGCCAGUGCGAGAAACCGGGCGCCGACACCGUACAAGUACGGUACAAGCAUGCCAUUCCGGCAAGAAUCCGAGUCAACAACGCCCUCGCUAAUGAUGCACACUUUCAGAAGGUUUUUCGGUGCCGACGGAAUUCUAGAAUGGCGCCGAGACGGCGCUGUAGUUACUGGACCAAAUGAUGAGGUAGCGAGACGGACGAGCUCUCAAUGUGUGAUUGUCGUUUGACUACCGACAGUCACUGCAACAAGUAAUGACCGGCGUGUGCGUCCUAUGGAUAGCUAAAAAUGUUUACCACUACCUGAGGAAAAGCAGGAGUCGCCGAAGUUUGUUGCUAUGGGCCAUCCACACCUGCGUCUGCGAGAUGAUAGUACCCGCACUCGUAUAGAGAAUGCAGCGAAGUGCCCUAAUAAAUAAUAAGAUGCCUAUUAUUUUCUACACUAUCACUUACUAUAGAAUAAUUUUCAACCUUAGUGUUUUAAGAUAAAUCUCGCAUUGACAAGCUAGCAUUAGU